UACCCUUGCCAUACGAACUGCCGCGACUCCAGGAUCCUGCAGGGUAAAUUCACCGUGUUUGGAGAUACUGAUACCGUGGCUGUUCUUCCAGUAAUAGCAACAGAAGAAAGGUUUCAACUGUCGCUCUGUUCCAUCUCUGCAAUAUAGCCUAUACUACCUGGUGCUGCUAUUACAAGGGAGGGAAACGAAGGCAAGAGGAGACUAGGCUACACACUGCGACGGGAUUUUGGAUUUCGCAACCAUUGACAACCUUUUGCACACCAAGUGUGUUAUUUUGUCUAUGUCCUGUUUGGGAUAUAUUGUGUUCGUAUUAUUUUAUCUAUAGCAUACGAUUUAUUUUUAUUUUUAAAGAGCCUCAUAACUGGUAGUAAUCCAGUAUCUGGGCACUAUUCCCACACCAGAGACCCAUACAGUGAUUAUCACAUAGAACGACACAGGAGCUAUACCUAUCCUGGUUUCACAAUGAGUCAGGGGGAUGUAUCAACUUGCUCAGCGCCUCAGAGAGUAUUCCAAGAGGCGGUGAAGCAAGGCAACACAAAGGAACUUCACUCGUUGCUCCAGAACAUGACAAACUGCGAAUUCAAUGUCAACUCCUUCGGGCCCGAAGGACAGACGGCGUUGCAUCAGUCAGUCAUCGACGGGAAUCUCGAACUUGUAAAACUGCUGGUGAAAUUCGGAGCCGAUAUUCGAUUGGCGAACAGGGAAGGGUGGAGUGCCUUACACAUUGCCGCUUUUGGAGGACACCAAGACAUAGUCCUAUACCUCAUCACUAAGGCAAAGUACUCCUCUGGCGCACGGUGAUCUGCUACACUGCUGUCAGGUAAACACACGGAAAGCCAGGCUUUUGUAAACUUGCGUUUCGAUCUGUACAUAGUUGUUCCAAAUUACAGCCUAAAAACACACAGUAAAUUACCUUUCAUCAAAACCAAAUCCGGGUCUCUCUGACUCGUGAGUCAAACACCACAUGGUUCUUGUAUCUGCUUCAGCAUGAAUCUUGAAAAAAAUAAACGCCAUUUUGGUGGGUUGGUACUAAAGCUUUUUUUUUCUUGAAUGUGUAUAAUAGAUUGGGACAUAAAAAUAACUAAGCCGGUGUUUGGGUCCCGAGGCCAGAUAGCAGCCUAGUUUUACGCGGCGAUGGACGUUCCAUCUUUGUUGCCGCUGUUUCAUUGAAACGCUUCUUUAUUGGGCUUUGUUUUUGAGGUGUCGACCUGUAGCUACGCUGUUCACUUGUUAGGACCCUUUUAAAUUAUUUGAUAUACUAAAAGAUGGCACUUGAUGCUGUGGCUGCAUGCUGGAAUAGCCUAUAUGAAAGGGAAGAAGAGGUGAGCACGGGGAAUGAAUGCCAUCAUCUAUUUGGCUUUUAUAUUUCUUUUUUAAAUUAAAGGAUUUGAUCUAUUUCAAAGUGCGGCAUUAUGAUAUAUCCAAUUUGCUUUUCCAGAUGUGUAUUCAUUGUAACAGCAAUGUACCUAAUGUUGUUAAGUACUGUACACAAUAGCUUUACUUUGUUUCUUUAUAUAUAUAUAUAAAAAAAAGUAGCUAAAUGCGCUCUGCCUUCAUCAAACAGGCUGCUUGGCUGGCAUCAACGUAUUUUCAGGCCAGUGCGACCAGUGUCAAUGGUUAAUGUACUAUUAAACCGCUGCUUUCGCUUUGUAUCAAAACGUCAGGAAAGUCGCAUUUGGAAUUCACUUUAUCUCCUUUCAGUAUUUUAACGAACAACACCCUGGUCAUCACUGUGAAUGCAGGCUGGGUUCUAUUUAUGAAGGUACAUUGAGAAGAUGCAUUUUGAAUAUGUUGUGGUUCUUUUUUUUUCUCCUCUCUCUCAAAUCAAAUCUAUUACGUUUUAAAAUAUUUAGGGUGACCUAUAAAGCUGCUUCGGACUCUCAUAUCGUAGUAUAAACUGUCCCGUGUGGAGAUCCCAUCAUGUCCCAAUUAGCCUAAAUUUGUCUGCGCUGGAGAGACUAUUCUUUUCUCUGAUGAACUUCACGUUUGGUUUUCUUUACCAGCUACCUCGACUGUAAAGUAUUCAAAAUCAUUGGACUCUUGCUCACUCCACAACACUCCAAUAUAGGAAGUCACUCAAAGAUUCCUGUAGCCUAUCCCCAACCUUGUCUAGGCCAACAUAAUGAGCAUACUCACACAGACAUUCAAGUAACAGAUACUUUGGCAGUAAGGCCCCAAGGCAAUGUUAUUCAAACCACAGAUUUAGGCUAGGGGACAACUAUGGUAUUUGUUCUGCAAAGCAAUAGUUACUAUUUACAGUUACUACUACCAAAUGGUAAUGUGACAAGCAAAGGGGUUUGCCUUUCUGUAAAGGUAUGGUUGCAAACACACAUUGCAAAUGUUUUUUUUUUUUUUAAAUCGGUGAACGGAUUAUAUCGUCAUCCUUUUUAAAGUUUCUAUUUAGUCACAAAAUUGGAAUUUUAUUUCAUAACUUAUAAAUACAGGGAGUUUUAUUGCACAAAAUGCGGAGCUUUUUAACCCCCCCCCCCCCCCCCCCCCUGGUGCUUGUCCGGGUAACUGCAGGAGCUGAGGCUUAGAAUUAGUUACUACUGAGCAGGAGUGUAAACCUAUUAUUAAUCAACAUGACUAUUGCAGGAUAUCAAAAACAAUUGGUUUAAAAAAACUGCCUGCUACAUUUUGAAAGUCAUGUCACCCUAAUAUUUGUUUCUAUGCUGCUUGUAUGUUACUUUUUAAUUUGUGUUUAUUUUUUAUUUUACUCAAUGGCCAACAGUGAGUGAAAGAUAUAUAAAACCCGAUAGCAUCACAGUCAUUUAAUGAGAAGCCUUGUGUGAGAGUGUACACAUGCGCAUGUAUGCAUGUGCACGUGUUCAUGUGUGUGAGUCUGUGUGUGUGUGUGUGUUGCAUACAUCUGACGGUUGUGUCCUGAGCGAGCUGAGCUGUCCCCCUGCCCAGGCCUGUGUCACGUGUGAGGCCUGCUCCUCUCCUCCUGUGUGUGGCAUUGUGUUGCGACCUUGGUCUGCUCUGCCUACCAUGAGUAGAGGGACAUCAGGGAAUAAGGACUGUCCUUCCAUAUACCUGGAUAAACAAACUAGAGCAAUAGAAAGAAACAUCAAGGGAUAGAUUGGUAUUAGCGGAACAAAAAAAUAUGCAUCGCUGGUCUUAAACUUGAUCGUUUUUUUUUAUAUAUAUAUAUUUGUUUAAUAUUGCACUGAUGACUGUCGUUGAUUUGGCUUUUUAUCAAGUCAACAUUUCAUUUUUUUUCUGAAUAGAAAAAAAGGAACACAACAAAAUACUAUUGUAUAAAAAAGGCUCCAGGUUGUAAUGUCUUUUGUUUGUUAACUUUGUGAAAUAUUGUUUUUGCAAAGGUUGUUUCUGUGUAUCUCUGUGAUCGGGUAUAUAUAUAUAUAUAUAUAUAUAUGUAUGUAUAUAUACACUGAAAAAAUAUCUUGGUGCACUUUCUUUUUUGAAGUGCUGCCUCCUCCUGUUGUUAUGAAAGUGGUAAAAUACAUUUGAUGGUAAGAUCAUUGUUACAUAAAGAAAUUGCACGGUGUAUAGAUGCUCUACUCAACAGUGUCAUAACAUUUAUGGCCCAAGAGUGGAUGCCUGGAUAGGUGUAAAUGAAUGAGGUAAAGUGCUGACAUAUUUUUUCGGGGGGGGGGGGGGGGGGGGGGCAUGUUCUGUUUUUGUUUAGCUUUUUUUCCCGAGCGACACAAAAACAAAUGUCGUGAGUUUCUUGAGUGAUGCAGUUGCUCCAUCGUGUUUGAUUUUGAGUGUGAUUACAUUUUUUUUUUGUAUUUGUUUGUGUUUUCUUUUUGAACAUUUGCAACACUGUGAUCAUGAUGAUGUGUGGUGAGGAAAUGAGUGCUGUAAUAUUUUUGUACGUUUGUGUACAAGCCAGUAAAGAAAUCAUUAAACUCUC
This is a messenger RNA of Oncorhynchus mykiss (rainbow trout), 3880 nucleotides long. The record is from RefSeq and is a predicted model, not a curated record. NCBI's taxonomy places the organism in Eukaryota, Metazoa, Chordata, Actinopteri, Salmoniformes, Salmonidae.